Sphenostylis stenocarpa is the source of this 1164-nucleotide messenger RNA. The record is from the annotation of a GenBank genome assembly. Lineage: Eukaryota; Viridiplantae; Streptophyta; Magnoliopsida; Fabales; Fabaceae.
AUGGGAAGGACUCCUUGCUGCAGUCACGAGGAACUCAGAAAAGGUGCAUGGACGGCUCAAGAAGACCAGAAACUCGUUGCUUACAUUCAGAAAAAUGGCACUGGAAGCUGGCGUACCUUGCCUCAGAAAGCUGGUCUUCAAAGAUGUGGAAAGAGUUGCAGGCUGAGAUGGUUUAAUUACCUCCGACCAGACAUUAAGAGAGGAAAAUUGAGCCCAGAAGAAGAGCAGACAAUCAUUAAACUUCAGGCGGUUCUUGGAAACAGGUGGUCAAGUAUUGCAAAGCAUUUACAAGGGCGAACUGAUAACGAAAUCAAGAACUAUUGGAACUCAUAUCUGAAAAGGCACUAUGAUCCAUCGACUUCUAAACCAAUUAGCACUGAUGGUUCCACAGAAUCAAAAUCCACUGACUUGUGCAAGGUUCAAUCAACGGAAACUGAUUUCCAUGAACCAAGUGCCACUACACCCCAAUCUCAUGAAUCCAGCAUAUCAAAGUCAAUGUCAUCUUCAACUCAGCUUCUCAACAAAGUUGCUAGUAAAAUUCUUGCAUCUGGGUUACUUGAAGCAAUUAAAUCAGGUCAACCUGUUGUUGCUGGGAACAGCAACAGCGAAAGUAUGGUGAAAACUGGAACUGAGCUAGAAAAGAACAAUAAUAGAGAUCCCCUUGUGCCUAAUUUGACCUCGUCAAGUCAUUCAGUAACUUCUGCUCAGCUACUGAACAAGAUGGCUACUUCACUCCCUCAUAAAGUUCAUGGCCUUGAAUCUGUCAAAGCUAUUUUUUCAAAAUUGAUGGAAAGUAGUGAAAAGGGUGACACUGCUAGUGAUGGUAGCUUUAUUAGCAGUGAUCAAGUUGGAGAUUGUUUGAAUGCUCUGAACUCUUUUGAGGAUGAACCACACAUAACCGAAAUGGUUGGGUCCCCUUCUAGUCCUUCACUAAUAUUCAAUCAAGCGACCACACCCUCAUGCUUUUCAGACAAUGCAGAUAAUUGGCAAUGCAUUUCAUCUACCAAUGUUCCCUUCAGAAAUGGUGCUCCAAGGGGUGGUGAGUGCAGUGUUUCUGAACUCAACUUGGGCGAGUCUUCCAGUUCAACAUCGUCCUUCCUGUUUGAGAAUGCUGAUCUUGGAACGUGUGAUGAUGAAAUAAGCAAGUACAUUCUGUAUUUGUAA